CACAAACACACUUACCCUAUAGCUAAGCGUCCAUUGCCGAUUAAGGCCGCGACGAGGAUGAAGGAGGCCAAGACGGCGAUUGCUGCGAAGACGGCGAAGUGAACUGCGUCCUGCGAGGAAGACGUGAACCGCGCCGCCUACGUCGUCCGCCAGACCGCCACUCCACCCACCGGUGACCUGCCGACCUGCGUCCGCCCCUGCCAGUCUGCGGCUCUGCGCUUCCCUCCAGCCUCCAGCCUCCAGCCGCUCCAGACCUAUAAAUGUACGAAGUGAUGAGCAAUGGCAGAAGUGUUGUGAGAGACUCAAUUCUACGAAGUUCAAGGAAAUUUCUUCAAAAAACCUACAAAAUAUAGAAGCAAGUGAUGAUAAAAGUGGGCAUGGGAGAAAAUCAUAUGCCCAAUACAUGCACGAAAAAGAUGAUCCAGAAACUGGUGAGCAGUACUCAGCUUUUGAAAAUUGGAAAGAUCAAUGUUUGACUCGAAGUGGCGAAUGGAGAACAAAAGAAGCACAUGAAAAAUAUACUCAAAUGAGCGAAGAGUGCCAAACACAGCUAGGACAAACAGGGUCAUCAUCUUCAAUAAAUGAGAUUGAUAUUAUGCACCGGAACUUGAGAAGAUAUCGCGGACGCCAAAGCGGAGUGGGUCCUACCCUAUCAAAGGGUGCAUCUCGACGAGUGGAAGAUGGCGCUACUUCAACAUUCCAAGAACACCGGGAUGUUCAAAUAAGUGAAUUGAAGGCAAAUCAAGAGUUGAUGCAAGCAAAUCAGGAGUUGAUGCUUCGUGCCCUACAACAAUUUAUUCCUGGCUUUCAACUUCCUUCACGCAGCUCCGCAAAUGAUGUUCCUUCGACAUCAAGUGCUAACCAACCUGAUCAGAGUCUCGAUGAAGAUGAUCAUGAUUGAUAAUAUCGAGUUGAAUAUGCUUUUUACUUGGUUAAGAUGAACAUGAAUUUAUUUAUGUAAACAUUUUGUGAUGUUUGUAAUGAUUAUAUGAAACUUCGUUGUAGGAUAACUCACUUUUACUAUGAAUAUUGAAUGAAGUUAUGUGUUGUUGACAUUGGUUGUGU
This is a messenger RNA of Cuscuta europaea, 1065 nucleotides long. Lineage: Eukaryota; Viridiplantae; Streptophyta; Magnoliopsida; Solanales; Convolvulaceae. The record is from the annotation of a GenBank genome assembly.